AUGGAAGAGGAUGCGGAGUUUGCCAAGCGCGCUUACACCACCAUUAACUGUUUGGAGAGUUUCCAGCGGCAUUUUGAAGGGCGGACGAUUGUCAUUGUCCUCGACAAUGUCCCCACCCACAAUCCAACCGAAAGUCGACUCGAGGAGGAGCUUGGAGAGCACAUCGAGCUUGACUUGUUAAGCCUACUACACGAACCACUGGCUGAAGGUCGCAGUGGGUUCAACCACAAACGCGCUUACAAUUGA
Messenger RNA from Phytophthora nicotianae INRA-310, 246 nucleotides. RefSeq lists its product as hypothetical. NCBI's taxonomy places the organism in Eukaryota, Oomycota, Peronosporomycetes, Peronosporales, Peronosporaceae. The coding region runs from base 1 to 246 and encodes 81 amino acids. The transcript has 2 exons. The record is from RefSeq and is a predicted model, not a curated record.